GUGCAAGUACCCGCUCAACCUUAGGCAGUUGUGACAAUGAGCUAUAUAUAAAAGUUAAAACAAAUUACCAACAAGGAAAUCUACGAUUCAAGAUGGCGACACUAGGUAUGCUGUUGCUACUCCUGUCCACUACAGGAGUAGCCAUGGCAUCCGAUUGCUAUUCCACUAUCUCUGAGUACAAUUUGUUGUACGGCAGUCUGAGGUAUAAGAGUGAGUCGUUCUACUGUAAAGAGAGAUGUUGUGGAGUGUACAGUGGCUACCAAAACUGCUGUACUGACAUGUCCACUGCUUCCGCGUUGACGGUAGCCGGUAUGGCGAUCGGCAGUCUGGUCGGCGGAGGGCUAUUCGUAGCCUUUUUUAGGUUAUGUUUGUACUGUAUAAAAGCCAAACUACGCUCCAGGACACCUACGACCGGACGGGAUAUCAGGACACCGGUGACCAGACCGGUUUUCGGGACACCGGCGACCAGACCACAUAUUACAUACAUCAACGCGUAUUCUGUCCAGCCGGAAAAUACAGUUCAACCAGGAAUGCAACCCUAUCGUAACCAAGGUUUUACGCCGGACGCUGGUACCGCGUUAAUUCCCGGACCUGUCACCGACACACCUGGUGGGGGUGGGGGGGUUGAAUGUGGAGGCUGUGAUAAGGAUCGAUGA
Mizuhopecten yessoensis (Yesso scallop) is the source of this 656-nucleotide messenger RNA. RefSeq lists its product as uncharacterized. Bases 93 to 656 code for a protein of 187 amino acids. The transcript is spliced from 4 exons. NCBI's taxonomy places the organism in Eukaryota, Metazoa, Mollusca, Bivalvia, Pectinida, Pectinidae. The record is from RefSeq and is a predicted model, not a curated record.